GCUCGGUGCGGGCCCGGAACUGGGGGUGUGGGCGAAGGGGGGACGUGUCCCCUGCCCACGGGACGAAGCGUGGGCCGGGGAGUCAGCCGGUACCGCCCCUGCCCUCCCUCGGCGGGCAGCACAGGGGGCACCGCUCCGUCCCAACAUGGCGGACGCCUCUUCGCGCCUCUGGGCUGUCAGAGCCGCUGCUGUAGGCCGGGGACGGACGGGCCGCGAAGGUGGCGGGGUGAAGAGGUGUAAGCACGGUUCAGACUUAACCUGUGCCUAAGAUGUAGGCGCAGGAUAGAAAGCGUUUAAGCGUGAGGCUGAUGAGCAACUGUUUUAACCCCUCUCCAUGAGGUGGAGCAACAUCCCCCUCAUCCAACAACACAGGUACCUUGAAAAGGCAGCAUCAUGUUGUGACUUCAUUUAACUAAGGCACCGCUUCGGCAAGUGGGUUUGUGUCCCAACAAGACCAUUUGGUUUGCAGAUUCUGACUCCUGAGAACAUCCUUGCACUUAUUUGCUAUUGUGCACCACAUAUCUCCGGUUUUCACCACAGACUACUCCAUAAGUAAGUUCAUGAGCACGUUUUUUGCAGGAUCAGGGAAAUCACAAACUUAAUUCCCAAAAAGAAGUAAUCCCUUUAGAUUGAUUCUGUGCCAGGAUACUGGUAUGUAGUCUUGCACAGAGAAACUAACGAUGGUAAUAUCUCUAAUAUCUUUAAUCUCUCUAAACACAACAUAAUUUUCAAAACUCCAUGUUCCAUUGUACCUUUUAUAUACCAUUACCUUAUUCAGAAACAUUAUCAUCAGUACACAAGGUUCACUGAAUAAAAUGUUAAUAACUUGUUCAUUUCCAUUAUUUUUAAGUUGAAAAUUAACAGCUAAGUUAUGAACGAUUAGUCCUUUCUCAACAUCUAUAAGUUGGUGUGAAAAAUUACUAAAAGACAUGUUUUUAAAUGGAGUAUUUAAAUAGUAUUCUGUAGUUGAAGAAGAAAAACCUGUGUUCAAAGAGAAACGCUAGGUGAAAAUGUCGUAAGUUAUCACUUGCUAUUAAAUAACAGAGAAAUGUCUAAAACCCAACCAUAGUUAAACAGAGUAGGAAAGCUAUCGCUAUGUAAAGCGUAAGAUGAUUUGUUCUGAUGCUCACUGCACAUUUAUAUGUUGAAUAGGCCAGUUAGCACGCCCCUGUCAAAAUUGAGCUCAGAUUUCCCAUCAUUUUUAUAUCAAUGUCAUUUCUCUUUUUUUUCCUUUGAAAAUAAGCUUCAAUUUGCCUAAAAAUUUUGAGCACAUUUUCUUUCAUAUUUUAAGGUUCUCUUGAUAUAGCAUAUUCCAAAGAGUGCAAGCCAACUCCUACAGCAGGCAGGUCGACCCUCUUUUUUAACAGAUUGCUCGCUCUAAGCGGUGCCAGGGAGGUUACAAUUAUUUUUAUUGGCAUCUCUAAGAAAAUUACAUUUUGCACUUGCAUAAUUUUUUUUUAGAUAAAAGUUACAAUUGUCUGAUUUUACUAGCUGUUCACUUAUGUUUCCAUUUAAAGAGAUUUCUCUUUUGCUUUCCUGAUGCUCUCCACUGGCAGCUGCUCUGACAUGUUUUGCUUUUGCGUAGGAACUGGGUUCACAGCGGUUCUGAUAGUUUAGCUUCUCAUUUUAGCAGAACACUGUAAAGCCUGCCUACGUAUCCAGCAGCCACCAUUCUUACAUCCCGGGAUGGAAUUAGGUCACAGCUGGGACUCACUGAGAGUUCAUAAAGCAAAACUCCAUCUCAGCCGAAAAACCCCUGGUUGGUGUCAAAUACCAUUACACAGGCAAAACAAUUCCAGGAAGUGUUAUUUCACAUCUUUGUACUUCUCAGUUCCAUCUCUGUACUUCUGAGUCCCAAUUUUUGGUUAGGUAGGCUUUUGUGGAGUAGAAUAAGAAAUGUUAUUUGCAAAAUUGGGAAUUAAUAAUGCAAUAAUACAAGUAGUUGGCAUGAACAGAUCUGUUGGCUUUGAUGGGGCUAUUCGACUAGGCAAAAUAACCCAGGCACAUAAGUGUUUGCCAGCUCAAACUCCAAAGCCAAAAUGACAAGCUUAUGAUCAGUACACAGUAAUACUUGCACUGCAGUUGCGCUUUAAGGCCUCAACCAACUCAACCUCAACCAUCUAAGACCAAAAAAGCCCAACGUAAAAUUAGACAAAAUGGAUCCAGCACUGCAAGUUUCAGGCAUGUACCGGGACCAAAAAUGUUAGCAAAACAAUUGGAAUGGCUGACUAUGGUGUUUUUACUGAUUUAACAUACAGAUUCAUAAAAGUUUAAGAUAUUUUCUUGUGUCCAUUAUCUUUCUCAAAAUAUUCUGGAGCUAUGUGAAGGGAACCUUGCUAUUAUUUAACAGUCUGGCAAAUAAGUACGGUCAAAUUCAAUGAGUUAAGCCUAAUAAAAUCUCGGUUUCCCUGUUAAAGACUGCAGAUUCCCUGCUGCCCUGCAUCUAGCUGUGCCUGGGGGUGACAGAAGUGCUUUGAACUGUAAUGGUAACUGAGCAAUAAUAGGUUUAGAGUGACAUAAAAAACGGAACCAAAAUCCUGCUUAUGGAAACAAUGCAGAAUUUAGCAUCCAGUUUCCAAGACCAGCGUUAGGCAAGGGCGUAAGUGACUGCAAGAGCCAUAGCACUAUGCGUACAGCCCCUGGCAAGUAAAAGGAAAUCUUCUGGGCUUAUUUCACCUUUACAAAACAUCUAUCAUCUUUUUGCUAUUAUUUAGUUAGAGAGGGUUUCACCUCUAUAUUAAAACCACUCAGAUCCUUCUUUGAGUUAGUACUAAUCAUAUGCUCGAGUGGCCUAGCUAAAAUAGAUGUAAUGUGUUCAAACCGAUUUUCCAGUGUAUAAACAUUCCUGUCUAAAAAUCACAGGAAUAACUGACAUCUUUGUUAGCAGCCUUUAUGAAUUUAACAUGUUGAGCAGACUAGUUGGGAAAAGGCUGGAGAGCAAGAGCUGUGCUCUGGUAUUUGGGGAGCCCAUUUUACUAGAAGAGCAUGGAGAAGAUGCCACUGCUUACACUGUGUCAGUUCUCUGGAUGAAGAAACGGCUCCAGCUUCUGCAUCUGUCAGUCUGGCACCUUUAAUAAGUAAUUAAAUCACACUGUAGAUUUGUAUACAUACUUGGAUAAAUCAUAAAUGACAGCUAUCACACUGGCAUGUGAGCACGCCUGCAUACCCAGGGCAGGAAAUCGCAUACACUAUUUCAUUUGUUGCCAAUUUAUCUGUAACAAAGUGAGGAAGAUGCCCUGGGGACUGGUGACUAACAAGGAGCAUUGUUUAUGCUACAGAUCCCAUCCGGUUAUUAGUCUUUGAAAAGUGCUUUGUUUAGCUUAUCAGUGCUUCAGCAGGAAUGCCAGGGGCAUUAUUUUUGUUCUAAGUGUAUUUCUAUUCCAAUAUUACUGACUCCCACUCCACUCCUCCAUGAGAGGUUAUGUGUUACCUGAGGGCUGAACACUCGUCAUGUGCUUUGGUGCCGUGUUGAAUCAGGAUCAGGAUGGUUAACACUGCACAAAACCAAGCCCUUAACAGGUUUCCUCAUUAAUUUUGCUGUAUUGAAUUGGAGAACGAUCUGUACAGAAAACAAGCCUUUCUUAAGGACCAUAGAGCACGACAAAGAAUAAAUACCUUAUGAAGUAUGUACGUCUGUCAAUGAAAACUAUUUUACCAUGUUAGACUUUCUGCUUAAAUUCUAUACUUGAUUAAUUGGACAAUAUUGUGUUACACAAUCUAAUUCCGCAGUUACGCAAUUCCAGAGUAUCACAAGUGUCCGGCAAGUUUUAAGCCUGUUUCACAACAGUACUGAUAAGCGGCUACUCUAUCAGAUGAUCAAAAUACCUGUAGUGUGCCCUUGAUCGAGUUAAUAUUUAAAAAUAGUAAUGCAUUUUUUUUUAUUAGGUUCAGGUAUCUUUUCAAUAAUGCUAAACAUCUUUUGAGGGAAGAUUUAUUUUGAUGUUUUAGAAAGGGAGGGCUGUUUCAUUUUUCCCUGUUUGGUCCUUUCUUUUUUUAGCAGAUUUGCUUUAUUUGAGGGGAAAAAAAAAACCCAUCACGUUUCUAUCAUAAGUGUAAUUUAGAAAACCUGGCAGACCCUUGCCAUUGGGCAACUUAGUUAAUAAUUGACAAAGACUCAUAGCUUGGCCUUAAUGAAUGAUGCCACACCAGCACUGUCAGCGGGUGUAACUUACUCAGCUCCUCUCAAACAUUUCUGGAAAAAGGAAUGGAUUCACUCCAAAUUUGGCAACCCAGCAAUCACGGUGACUUCAGCUGCCCCAUCUGUCUCCAGACAGCUACUUUCCCAGUAGAAACCAACUGCGGACAUUUAUUCUGUGGUUCCUGUCUGAUUACAUACUGGAAGCAUAGUCCCUGGUUAGCAGCGAUAACCUGCCCUCUCUGCAGACAAAAGGUGGUUGUUCUGGGUAACAUCUCUUGUGAAAAACACCAAGAUCAGCCAAGUAAACAAAUCGUACAUGACAUCAGAGAUUACAACAAGCGCUUCUCAGGGCAACCUCGACCCUUUGCAGAUUACCUUUAUGACAUGCCGUUAUUCCUGACUCUUGCCUUGCGAGGAAUCUUCACCUGGCAUGGUCUCGUAUGGAUUUUUUUCCUAAGAGUUGCUGUUUGCUCCUUUGGAACAAUCAUAUGCUUGUCUUCUCCAUUUGACACGACGCCUGGGCCUCUCUGUAGGACGCUUGGAACAGCUGAUGACAUGGCGGUUGUUUCCCUUCUAUUAAUUUGCAUGAUAAACAUUUGUCAGCAAAUUGCAUCGAAUGGGGUAAAUAUGGCAAGGUCUGCAGCUCCGAGCGUGCAGUCAGAGUCCUGACUGACUCAAACUGGGAUUCCUCGGUCAAACUUCACCGAGCGAUGGCAGGCUUCUCUGAUUCAGGGCAGUGUAUGACGGAUUUGUCGUUCUGCUGCUGACAAAGGCUGAAGCAGGACUCAGCAAUACCAAGCGAGCCGGUGUGCGAGCGCUUAGGUGGCCAGUUUUACACCCCACUGUAUAUUUGCUAGACUCUUUCACGUUGUGCUUUUCUGUAACUUACCUUCAAAGUGCCUGAAUUGAAAAUGCCUAAAGCUAUGAACAGAGCCCGAAAUCACAAUGCCAAACAACUUGCAGUUGAAGAAUUUUAGAACUCUUGAGCUGUAACAUUUUACAUCUUGGCUCAAUUUAAAUAAAAUUCUAAUUUGAGAACCUAGCAAACAUUACAAUCGCUAAGUCUUGUAUAAUACAAGGAAUGUUAGAUAGUAUCGCUACAAAAUCUGGUAUCAGUGCUUUGUCUUAUCAUAGCUGAUUACACAUCCACUGGAAUACAGAUUUUUUUACAGCUCUGCAAUGAGUACAGUCCUGAUUUUAAAAUGGAUAAUAGGAGACUGGUAGUAACACUGGCUUGGAACAAAAAUACAACUAUAAAGUAGUAUUAGAAGGGGAGAAAGGCAUUAAAAAUUCAUGCAACAAAUGUGAACAAAUCUCUGCGUACUCUUUCGUAUAAGCCUGUGCCCGGUACACAGCCUCCCGGAACUCUGGGCAUCUGAGCUUUAACAAAGUCAGCAGGACUGUUUGUUUCCCUUCUAGACCUCACACACUCCUUGUGAUUUCCUUGUAAGUCUUGGUACCAGCUCAGCCGGAAAGAUCAAGGCCAAAUUCAUGAUGCUGAUAUAAAUAGCAGGAAGUUUAUGGCAAGUGUGCCGAAGUUGGGGGAGGGUGUCCACGUCUGUUUAUGUUGAGCUGCAAAGAGUUAAAAAUGCUGGUGCAGGACCAGACAACCCUACGCGCCCGUCCCGGUAUAAUCUGUACAUUUGCUCUGUAUUUACAGACGGGGGCCUUCGCUUUUUCAUAGGAAUUGUAUAUUAAAAUAGAUAUAUUAAAAUUUAUGAAUAUUUAUUGUUCACAGUACACUGGUCUCCAACUGCUUUUUCCUUGUUUAUAUUUUCGGUUGACAUAUUUUAUUGUGCCCUUGAAUCGUAAGCUACGAUAUACCAUCAUGUUGCAGUUGUUUUCUUGCUUGUUAUAAUCUUUUUGUUAUGAUGUUUCUUCAUUUUAUUCCCAUCAACUUUCAUUGUCUUUAAUUAUGUCCCUGAACUUGUAAAGCUGUUUCUCUUAACAAUGGGUACUUUGGAAAUGGCAACAAUUGCUUUUCCAUGAACUACAAGGCAGGAAGUGCAUUGUUUCUUUAAAAAAAUUACCAGAUGUUUUUGAGUGCUGACU
Molecule: messenger RNA, 6190 nt
Organism: Chroicocephalus ridibundus (black-headed gull)
Lineage: Eukaryota; Metazoa; Chordata; Aves; Charadriiformes; Laridae
Product: E3 ubiquitin-protein ligase RNF170-like
Exons: 7
Coding region: 4205-4807 (200 amino acids)
Molecular function (GO): ubiquitin protein ligase activity
Source: RefSeq, a predicted model, not a curated record